UCUGACAGUCUGAACAGAGGCGGGCUUUUAUUCUCCUUGGUGCUACAACCAUAGAGAGAGAGAUACACUCGCUCGUCCACUGUGGCGGGCAGAUGUAGAGCGAGCAAGGGAGCGGGAUCGAGAGAGAGGGGAACAGACAGAUGAGAGUAGCGCAGCGUGAGGAGGGGGUGUCCAAACACAUCCGUCUGCACGAGGACGUGCUGACCUUUGAUGAGUCUCUGACCCAACAAUCAUCUGUUGACUUUCUGCGUUCGAUAUGAAGAAAAAGGAUUUUUGGCCAUAGUGGAUAUUAUAUAUGGUGUUGAAGCACAAGUUUACCAUGGACUAUACCACGAUUAUAUGGACUGGUUGUACUUAUUUCCAUAUUAAUUUUUCGAUUUUGCUCAUCCUCAGCUGUGGGAAAAAUGUUGGGAAAACCGUCACAUAUUAAGGAACAUCUCAUGUCGAUAGUAAGUUAAACGUAAUGAACCAGAUUAUGGAGUUCUUUUUAAUUUUUCUGUGGGAACUAUAUGAAAUUAUUCUUUGGACUGCACCACAUGGGCUCUGCUGGCUGCCCUUGACUGCGAAAAGGACUGUAAACCUGUGUGUUUGAAGGUUUGUGUAUGCCCACGGACACAGUGGAAGUGAGAGGGGAAGACAUUUUUGGACCAUUCUUUCUUUACAAUGAGAGUUCCAGCCGCCGUGGCUGCAGUUUCCCGUCUUUGUCCUCUGGUGAUCUUCCUAUGUGUUGUCUCCCAGAGUUGUUAUGGGACCCGGGUCGAUCUGAGCCCUCACACUAACCCCGACCCCACCCUGUACCCUAAUCUGUGGCUCAAGUCACCGCCUGAAUCAACCUUGCUCCCAAGCUCAAGUCCUGAAAAACAUAUGUUUCCGCUGAAGCCCAGCCAGCUCUCAAGCUCCAGCCAAAGCUCCUGGAGCAAGCCUCAGUCAAAGCCUAUCAUAUCCUAUCUUACCGACAACAAUAGGUCCAACACAUACUCUCCAUUAACAGUCUCCCAGACCACAUCAAGCUCAAACACUAGACUCAAGCUACAGCGUGCGCCCAGACAAAGUUCUUAUUCAAGGCAGGGGUUGGGAUUCAAACCAAAUUCUAAUCAGGCGGUAAGAAAUAGCUCAAACAAUCCAAACCAAUCUUCAAAAGUCAACCCCAAAACUAAUCCAAAACCAAGGAUCGGAUCACUGUUGCAGUCAAAGCCCAAGGCAUUCCCCAUCUCUAAGGCAGCGACUGUGACCAACUCUGAUUCGGCCCCCAGCACUAAAUUAUCUUCACCUUCCAGUUCUAAUCAAAAGUCCAACCCAUCUGGUACUAUGAAUCCCAGCACAUACUACAAUGCCAGCCCGGCGUCACUAUCAAAUCCCAAAUCCCAUUCCAAACUCAGACCAUCUUCACAAACAAUUACAAAUGCCAAACCCCAUUCCAAGAUCUCCAACCCAACCUCCAGAGUGUCCAACAGAGCACAGAGGAACCAGACUAAGUUGCUUGACACAGACAAGGAUUCCCACCAUCGCCCCAAGAGAGGCUGGAUCUGGAACCAGUUCUUUGUUUUGGAGGAACACAUCGGACCUGAACUUCAGUACGUUGGAAAGCUCCACUCCAACUCUGACAAGGGUGACGGCUCUGUGAGAUACAUCCUGUCUGGAGAGGGGGCCGGGUCCAUCUUCAUCAUUGACGAGACAUCGGGUGACAUCCAUGCAGCCAAGAGCCUGGACCGAGAGAGGAAGUCCCAGUAUGUCCUACACGCAAGGGCCAUUGAUUGGCGGACGAACCGCUCGCUGGAAGCAGAGUCGGAGUUCAUCAUCAAGGUUCAGGAUGUCAAUGACAACGCUCCAACCUUCCCUGACGGACCAUUCUCAGCAACUGUGCCUGAGAUGUCUGAUAUUGGAACAUCCGUUUUCCAGGUGACAGCCUCAGACGCAGAUGACCCGACCUAUGGGAACAGUGCCAAGAUAGUUUACAGCAUCCUGGAGGGACAGCCCUACUUCUCUGUCGACCCAAAGACAGGUAUCAUCCGCACAGCGAUGUCCAACAUGGACCGUGAGACCAGAAACCACUAUGCCGUACUGAUCCAGGCCAAAGACAUGGCGGGCUCUGUCGGAGGACUGUCUGGAUCCACUACUGUCAACAUCACCCUCACUGACGUCAAUGACAACCCUCCAAAGUUUUCACAGAAGAGCUACCAGCUGUACGUACCAGAGCUGGCUCCAGUGGGGAAGGCAGUGGGUCGGAUCAGAGCCAACGAUGAGGAUGAAGGGCAGAACGCUGAGAUGACCUACAGCAUCUCUAAUGCCGAUGCAGCUGCCAUCUUCAGCAUCACCACAGACGCUGAAAGCAGGGAGGGAAUCAUUUCUCUUAAGCAGCCUCUGAACUAUGAGAAGAGGAAAGUUCACACACUCAACAUCGAAGCCUCCAACACUCACCCAGACUCCCGCUUCUCCCACCUGGGGCCAUUUAAGGAUUCCACAUCACUGCGAGUCAUUGUGGGUGACGUGGACGAGCCUCCUGUCUUCUCCAUGGACUACUACAUUAUGGACGUGUAUGAAAACUCCCCUGCCAGCACCCAGGUUGGCACUGUAACUGCAGUCGACCCUGAUAGCACCAACAGUGCCGUAAGGUACUUCAUAGAAAAUGAAGAGGAAAGACCUUUGUAUUUCACCAUUGGGGUGAACAGCGGAAUCAUCAGAACUACUCAGGUUCUGGACCGGGAGGAUACGGCGUGGCACAACAUUACUGUGAUGGCUGCAGAGGUUGAUAACCCUCGCAUGGUGAGCCAUGUCCCAGUCACCAUCCAGGUCCUGGAUGUUAAUGACAACAUUCCAGCCAUCUCUGGGGGCAACGAGGCCGUGGUAGUGUGUGAGAGCACCAAAAAUGGACAGGUGAUUCAAACGAUCAGAGCAGCAGAUCUGGACAACUUUGCAAAUGGAAAGUUUUCCUUCUAUGUGCCUGCUGACCAUCCAGCCAAUCCAAAUUUUACCUUGAAGGACAAUGGAGAUAACACUGCCAGUAUAGUAUCUCGUCGGAGUGAGGGCUUCAGCCAGGACAGAGACCAGGAGUUCUUCAGCCUGGUACUGGUGGUGGCUGAUGGUGGAGAGCCUCCUCUGAGCAGCACUGCUACACUCUCCCUCAGGGUCUGUGUUUGUCAGAGGAACACCAGGGGGCGUAACAGCAACAGCGUCUGUCAGGCCCAGGCCUUCCUGUCUACAGCUGGCCUCAGCACUGGAGCUUUUGUGGCCAUAUUGCUGUGUAUUGUAAUAUUGUUAGCUAUUGUGAUGCUGUUCACCCAGCUCCGAAACAAGAAAGCAAGCAAAGAGCCUUUGAUUCUCUCUGAAGAGGACAUCAGAGAAAAUGUGGUGACCUAUGACGAUGAGGGAGGCGGGGAGGAGGACACAGAGGCCUUCGACAUCGCUGCACUCCGAAAUCCCAAAGCCUCGGAGCCCCGCAGGAAGUACCACACCUACCUCGGCUGUGGACCGAGCCUGUAUGGAGAGGAGGAUGAGGCAGAGGAUGAUGAAGAGGGGAUCGUGGUGGUGAGGAGGAGGAGGAAAGCGCAGGAGGUGGAUUAUGGGAACUACAGCCCAGAGUCGGAACCUGCCUGGUUUGUCAUUGACUGCAUUCCUCGAGAGGUCAGCCAGUCAGCGCCUUCGCUUCUGCUAGAUGGUCACGACAUCAUCCAUCAGAUCAUUCAGCAGAAGGUGGCCCAGGCAGACUCUGACGCACGCGGCCCGCCGUAUGACUCACUCCAAACGUACGCUUAUGAAGGCCGCGGCUCCUUGGCUGGGUCGGUCAGCUCUUUGGGCCUGACUGCGGCAGCGUCCGAACUUAACUAUGCUGACUUGGAAGACUGGGAGCCAAAGAGGCAAAUUCUGGAACGAAUUGUCGAACAGCAGCCGGCUACAAGCCAAGCUAGCCCUGACACCUAAGGAUUUUCAUUUUUUUUCACCCUUUUCCAGAUUUGCCGAGACAGAUUGCUUUCCACUCGUGCCAUUUAAACCUUGGUGCGAGGAUGUAAAACUACUCCUGCAAAAAGCUGGCAAUUAGGAGCUGUGAUAUCAUGAGGAUAAGAAAAGCCAUUCACGUGUAACAGGAGAGAACACACAGGCUGGAGGGAGAUUUGGGGGGAAGCAUCCUAGCUCAAGUACUUUUCUGAAAUGAGAGACAAAAUGCAAACUGAGAGAAGACCAGGCUUUUUAAAUGACAAUUUGCAUACGGUUUUCGCCCUCCGCUCUGCUUGUUAGGUGUGUUAAGGGAAAAAGUACACCUAGUGCUAGGCCCAAAAGACUCUGGUCUUGAUCUUCACUGUUACUGAAGCUCCAGUCAUUUAAAAACCCUACCACAACUACCCGAGAGAUUAAUACCAAAUUGGCUUGGAGCAUAAUGACCCAGGGUUUCGAGGUGCACGUCAUCCACUGGCUUGAAUAAUGGGAACAUGGAGUUUUACGCAUUUGUUUUUCAUAAAGACAACAUUAGGCUGACUAUUAGUGGUAUCUGUAAAGAAAGAUUGAGAGACAGCUGUUGGCCCCACUGGAAGUUGCAGAUGUUCUGAAGUCCAAAUAAAGCUACAGUCCUUCCCCUGAAAACUGUAUUCUUAUUAUUAUUCAUUCUGUACCGUCAUGGAAUCUGAAAUAUGUUUGCGUGCACACAGUGACAGCAGAACCUGAGGUGUGGAUUAGUGAGGGUUAGCUAAUCCAAAUUCCAGUUUCAUGGUCAUGCUCUGAUCCUAAUACUAAGCUAAAUAGCUAGGAAUGUAAGUUGAUCUCUCCUGACCAUUUUUCCACUGCAGGAACAACCUAUAGCCUAAGCAAUUAUAAAUUGUUGCAAAAUGUGUUCUUUGAGAUUUAAGUAAAGAUUUUGAUAUAUUAUCAACCACAGAACUCUCAUCCACUGUCCUAAAAACCGUGUUGAUCUUCUGCAGCUGUUCCUAACAGAAAUUCCAGCGGGCACGGCUUUAUGGCGUGAGGUCUGCAUCGCAGUUGGGCUCCGUGAUCCGCACGUCUUCAAAUCCCACCAAGAGCGUUUCAUAAGCAGAGCGUCUUUUGCGUGUGUUGCCUUCCUGGCGUUGUUUACUUGUGUGUUUUGUCAUUAAAAAGGAUACAAAACAGUGCGUUUCUCCACUUCAAAUCUUUUCUGAUUGAUUGCAUGCAGUAUUUUAUUUAUAUUCUAACUGGAUUCUCUAUACCAUUUCGUUGUCUGACUGUCCGUCAUAUGUCGACAGUCUUCUCGCCAAUUCGGCAUCAACAUAAUCCAUGAAGAUAAACUGUAUUUCUGUUUUUUUUUUAAAGGUCUUACCUCGACAGUAUCUGCACAUGGUAUGGUAAAGGUUAGGAGAGAUCAUGAUUAUGGCAAAUAAACUAUGGUUAGGUAUAUAUGGUUAGGCAACUAACACUCACAGUUACCAAAAGAUUGUGACUAUCAUUAAUAAAAAGUCAAAUGUGAAUUGAAGGUAGAGGCCUGCGUGGGGAUGUUUUGUUAUUGGAUUUUGUCUGUGGAUUUCUGACCACUACGGUCUUGCUGUGUGUUUGUUCCGCCCUCUCAAGCAUUCUGAUCAUUCAUUCCUGCACAAUAGAGACUUUGUGUAGUCUCCUGUCCUACAGGUGAAAAGAUGUUAUUUUCAGUAACAACUGAUAAAUGCCAGACUUGCCUUGCUUUGCUGUUAAUUUUCCUCUUAACUUCUACAUUCAACAUUUGUUGACUCUGUCUCCAUCCUUCUGAUGGACAGGAUGAAACCUGUUUUUUUCUGCCUGCAGCAAAGUCAAAACUGCCCACUCCUGUGAGAUUUGCGUUGGGUCCCAAUCCCAGUGCAGCUAUCUAACUGAAGGACUGUGAACUCCAGUCUCUUGCAUGACAGUCAGACACUCUCCACACUGUCCAAAUUGUUACAUAAAGUGCACGCUGGCAUUGGACAUAAAGCAAGUUAAGUGAGCAUUUGUCUAAUAUGAACAUAAAUCGUAGGGAUACUGCGCACAUCCUCUACCCAAACACUAAUUAGGCCCUAGACAUACUGUAUCGGUUUGUCCAACACACACUGGUUUUAGAGAUGCAGUAAUGAAAUGGUGGUUAUUGUUUUUUGUUUGUUGUAGUCACUUAACAAUAAAUCUACUUAACCAAUCACGAUCAA
This is a messenger RNA of Dicentrarchus labrax (European seabass), 6113 nucleotides long. Its product is annotated as cadherin-18-like. Bases 664 to 3918 code for a protein of 1084 amino acids. Gene Ontology annotation, biological process: homophilic cell-cell adhesion; multicellular organism development; cell-cell junction assembly. The record is from RefSeq and is a predicted model, not a curated record. Gene Ontology annotation, molecular function: calcium ion binding; cadherin binding. Gene Ontology annotation, cellular component: catenin complex; adherens junction; plasma membrane. The transcript is spliced from 12 exons. NCBI's taxonomy places the organism in Eukaryota, Metazoa, Chordata, Actinopteri, Moronidae.